AUGGCUGCAGUAGAAGAUCAUGAUGACUACUUCAAGUUCAAGUUCAAUGCAGCCAGUACACCAGGAUUAAGUUGUUUCCAGAAAGUCACCGCGGUAUUUCGUAUGAUAACAUAUGGAGUAGCUGCGGAUGCUACAGAUGAGUAUGUUCGUAUCGGAGAAAGUACGGUUAUAGAGAGCCUGAAAAAGUUCGUGAAGGCAAUUAUUAAAGUGUUUGGGAAUGAAUAUUUGAGAGCACCUAAUGAAAUGGAUACAUCUCGGUUACUUGCAAUUGGACAAGAAAGAGGAUUUCCUGGAAUGCUUGGUUCUAUAGAUUGUACGCACUGGAGGUGGAAGAAUUGUCCUUCAUCAUGGCACGGCAUGUAUUCAGGCCAUUUACAUGAGCCUACAAUUAUAUUAGAGGUUGUUGCUUCACAAAAUCUAUGGAUAUGGCAUGCAUUUUUUGGUUUGCCUGGGUCGCACAAUGAUAUCAAUGUUCUUCACCGGUCGCCACUAUUUUCAAAACUUGCUGAAGGGCAAGCUCCACAAGUUUACUACAACAUCAACGGACAUGACUAUACCAUGCACAUGGGUUACUAUUUAGCUAACGGAAUAUAUCCAUCGUGGGCAACCUUUGUCAAAACUAUACCAGAACCACAAGGGAAUAAGCGAAAAUAUUUUGCUAAAGCCCAAGAAGCUGUAAGGAAGGAUGUCGAACGUGCAUUUGGAGUUUUACAAUCCCGUUUUGCUAUUACAAGCAUGUAUUAG
Zea mays is the source of this 744-nucleotide messenger RNA. RefSeq lists its product as uncharacterized. The transcript has 3 exons. The record is from RefSeq and is a predicted model, not a curated record. The coding region runs from base 1 to 744 and encodes 247 amino acids. Lineage: Eukaryota; Viridiplantae; Streptophyta; Magnoliopsida; Poales; Poaceae.